AUGAUAUCCAACCAAACCUUCCGCAGCGAAGGAAGCCAAAUAGUCGGCUGCAAAAUUCGCCUCGCGGAACACGCGUUAGAAAGGGAAUGGGUCGUAAGGGCCUGCUACCAAUUGGGUUCCACGCGGGACGAGAGAGGGCUGGGGCGUGGGCUUCAAUUGCUGACAGAAUGCGGGCCGCGCGCGGUUUCAGACAUGAGCAGUGAAUUGCAAGAGAGGCUGCUUGGUCAAGUAACAGAAGAAGGGGUAAAUUUGAAGGUAAAAGUUUGUGAGGAAUCCAAGAAAAUAUGGAGGGUUGCUCUGCCCGGUGUGAUUUCUCGAGUCACCUCGUUCGGUUGCGUGGUCAUCACACAGUCAUUUAUCGGGCACAUGAGCGCGGCUGAUCUUGCCGGUUUUGCCCUCGUCCAGACAUUAGGUGUCCGGUUCGUGAACGGAGUUUUGAUCGGAAUGUCGAGUGCAACCGAAACUCUCUGUGGCCAGGCAUACGGGGCCAAACAGUACCACAUGAUGGGAAUCUUCCUGCAACGUUCUUGGCUAGUCGAUCUCGUUACACUAACUGUACUACUGCCUCUUUUCUUCUUCGGGAGUCCCAUUUUCAAGCUGCUCGGUGAAGAAAAAGCCAUAGCCGAGUCAGCCGGCUACAUUUCCCUGUGGUUCAUCCCCUACUGCUAUGCCCUCGUUUUCAGCCUCACGAUCCAAAUGUAUCUGCAGGCUCAGCAGAAGAACUUGAUAGUUGCUUACCUCUCGAUUAUGCAGUUUGUGGUACAAAUUCCUUUGUCGUGGGCUUUUGUGAAUCUUCUUGGAUGGGGUGUUGCUGGGGCCAUGGCUGCACUAUGCAUCUCUAUUUGGCUUGUGGUGCUUGGUGAGUUUGUAUAUAUUUUUGGGGGUUGGUGUGAGGAUUCGUGGAAGGGUUUUCGUCUGGCAGCUUUGAAGGAUAUUUUGCCGGUGGUGAAGCUCUCGAUUUCUUCUGGUAUCAUGAUUUGCUUGGAGAUGUGGUACAACGCCGUUCUGGUCUUAGUAGCAGGUUACAUGAAAAAUGCCGAGGUUGCAAUAUCCGCUUUCUCUAUUUGCCUUAACGUACACGGAUGGGAAUUUAUGAUAUGCUUAGGCAUUCUUGGCGCCGCAAUUGUUCGUGUAGCGAACGAGCUAGGACGAGGGGACUCCAAUGCUGUAAAAUUCUCGAUCAAAGUUCUUCUUACUACUUCUGUUGUGAUAGGGGUCUUUUUUUGGAUCCUUUGCUUAGUCUUCGGCCAUAAGCUCGGCUACUUAUUCACGGAUGAUGAGGCGGUCGUGGAAAGUGUAUCUGAUCUCUCGGUUCUGCUUGCUUUCUCGGUCUUGUUCAACAGCAUUUAUCCGAUUCUCUCGGGUGUGGCUGUUGGGGCCGGCAUGCAAGCAAUGGUUGCUGUUGUGAACGUUGUCUGUUACUAUGUGAUUGGGCUACCGGGCCUAUGGAUUGGGAUGCUUUGUGGUGUUAUCAUUGAGACCUUUGCGCUCAGCUUCUUAAUGUGGAGAACUAACUGGGAUGAUGAGGUUGUAAAAGCUUCUACUCGCCUCAAAAAGUGGUACCUAAAAUCUCCUGAUGAGGCCAACACAAAACCUGAUUUGGCCUGA
This is a messenger RNA of Striga hermonthica, 1608 nucleotides long. Lineage: Eukaryota; Viridiplantae; Streptophyta; Magnoliopsida; Lamiales; Orobanchaceae. The record is from the annotation of a GenBank genome assembly.